CGCAUACUACGCUUGACUACACGCUGCUUACAAGCGUGCUGACUCUGAGUUCCCAUCCUACGUCGACUGGCAUUCCCUCAGUGAUUCAAUAUUCAGGUGCGUUGCUUUUACAGCGUCAUGAGGUAACGACCAUGGGCGACCUGCGAAGUGGUUCCGAACAUAAAUAUGCCGGUGUGUACUGGCGUGGUUCUCCACCAUACGGCACUCCCCCCUCCCCUCUCUCUGCGAGCACCCGAACUCCUGCUAGGUUGAAAAUCGGCAAUGUCAUCUGUUCCGAAAGUCUGGUUCAUCACUGGUAGUUCGUCGGGUUUUGGCCUGGCCUCUACCGAAUUAGCUCUUCAAAGAGGCGACAAGGUGGUCGCCACUCUGCGAAAACCCGCCGUUUCGGCCGACUUGGUUUCAAAGUACCCAGAUACGCUUUUAUUGCUCAAACUAGACGUUGCACAGCCAGAGGAAGUCAAAUCGACCUUCGCGACUGCCCGCGAGAGGUUCGGUCGCAUCGAUGUCGUUUUGAGCAAUGCAGGAUAUGGCGUCAUCUCUGAGAUUAAAGGAGCCUCUGAGAAGAACGCGCGUGGCCUGUUCGAAACGAACUUUUGGGGAGCGUCAUACGUCUGUAGAGAGGCUGUCAAGUUUUUCCGUGAAGAUGAAUCGACCUGUCGGUGGCAGAUUGAUACAGGUCUCAGUCAGUGUUUGGUAUUGCAUCGAGCCCGGGAUCGGCAUGGUAUUGUGCAUCGAAAUUCGCUAUCGAAGCACUGGCGGAAGCCCUCGCAGCUGAAGUCUCCAAGCUGGAAUAUCAAGGUGACCAUUGUAGAACCUGGACCGUUCUGUACCAACUGUCCGACCACGAAUAUGGUCACUGAGCCCAUCCAUCCGGUGUAUAACGAUCCUGUGCUACCUUCGAUGCAGCUCCGAAAUGUGAUGUCGAACACAGAUACAGCAUUUACGGGGGAUCCAACCAAGCUUGCGGAAGCUAUCUACAAACUAGUUUAUUUGGGAGAUCCUCCUUUGAGACUGCCCCUCCACAACAUUACUGUGGAAACUCUCAAGGAAAAGGGUCACCAUUUAAUCGAUACCGCAGAUACAUGGGCCUCUUGGUCUGAAGAUAUGUAUGUGAAGGAGUGAAAGAGGUUGCAGACACCCCUAACUUGGAGCUUGGCACCGCAAAGUACAAAGUGUUCAGUUCGUGCCUUAGAAUUAUGUUCCAUACGAUGGCGUCAGGUUCCCCUCCUACAGAGGGUGAAGUCGACUUUGAGUCGUGACAUUUCCCUGCAAUGCAU
This is a messenger RNA of Pisolithus orientalis, 1277 nucleotides long. RefSeq lists its product as uncharacterized. The transcript is spliced from 5 exons. NCBI's taxonomy places the organism in Eukaryota, Fungi, Basidiomycota, Agaricomycetes, Boletales, Pisolithaceae. The record is from RefSeq and is a predicted model, not a curated record. Bases 262 to 1122 code for a protein of 286 amino acids.